This is a messenger RNA of Empidonax traillii (willow flycatcher), 1123 nucleotides long. RefSeq names its product chromosome unknown C5orf63 homolog (gene CUNH5orf63). The record is from RefSeq and is a predicted model, not a curated record. The transcript is spliced from 6 exons. Lineage: Eukaryota; Metazoa; Chordata; Aves; Passeriformes; Tyrannidae. The coding region runs from base 497 to 841 and encodes 114 amino acids.
GCCGAGCCCGGCCCGGGCAGCGGGGGAGCCCGGCCCCGGCACCGUUCGCCGGGAACCCCCCGGCACCGGCGGCGGUCCCGGCACGUGAUUCCUCGGGAUGAGGUUCCCUCAGGGAGGACUCCUCUGUGCUGAUGGGCUCCGGCUCCUUCUCUCUGCCGGGGGGAUUUGCUGAUUUGGAAGUAUCAUCAGCAGCAGCCGAGGGUUGCUGUUACAGGAGGUGAUGGGGAGGCUUCUGGAUACACUUUGUGCCCGGCUGGGCUCGCCCCCGGCCUCCUCUGAAAGAUUAGUGGGGUAAAAGCCUUGUGAGGAUCUCCAGAGCUGCAGGAUUUGGUGUCUUCACCCACGUGUGCUUCUCAAUGAGGAUUUAUUGGUUCAUGGAAAUUCUGUUAACAGGAAAUUAGUCCAAUUUGGCUUUGCAAAACAGAGCACGGGCCAAGUCCAGACUCCAAAGCAUCAUUUGUUAAAUCAUUCUGUAGCAUUGUAGUAUAGGGGAAGGAUGAUGGUGCUUUGUUUUCUGAGCAGAACACUGCAGCUAGCAAGACAUUCAUCCAGUCCACUGGGGAGGCAGCUCUGCUCAACCACCGCGAAGAAGCCUGUGCUGACUUUAUUCACCAAGAAACCAUGCCCUCUAUGUGAUGAAGCGAAAGAAGUUCUUGAGCCAUAUAAGAGAAGGUUUAUUUUGCAGGAGAUAGAUAUUACACUUCCAGAGAACUCGGCAUGGAAUGAUAAAUACAAAUAUGACAUACCUGUUUUUCAUUUAAAUGGGAAGUUCCUAAUGAAGCAUCGAGUGGACAUUAAAAAGUUUGAGGACCAACUUACAAAAUUGGAGUUGCAAAAAUGAUGAAAACCAGUGAAGAAAACGCAGCUGCUUUGGUGUGGAUCUGAAAGGCCGGUGCAAAACAUAUUGUGCACUGUGUGGAAAACCAGUAUGCAUUAUCUGGCCUUAUGUUUCUUGGAACAUACAGUGUCAGUGUCCAAAACACUUGAAUGACUUGUGUUCUAUUUUGUAUUGUCACCUAGCCCAGCUGCACUGGUAGCAACCCUUUCCAUACCAUUCAUUUGCAGCUCUUCUGGGCUGGCUUUGCACUGACAGAAUAAAUGCUGCUCCAUAACAACAGAUAAA